Molecule: messenger RNA, 1651 nt
Organism: Pseudo-nitzschia multistriata
Lineage: Eukaryota; Bacillariophyta; Bacillariophyceae; Bacillariales; Bacillariaceae
Source: the annotation of a GenBank genome assembly
CGUUGAAAUACCUCACCAACCGACUUCGCGAAGCUGAAGUCAUAAAAUCAAGACCCUAAAAUUCUAAACUGUUGAUUCGGUGUUGCUAAUAGUAACAUCAAACACACAAUCUCCCUUCGGACACAGACAUAAAGACCAUCCCAUACGCCAUGACUAUUUUCGACGACGUUGCCGACGUGCUUGAAGAUGCCUUGAGCAAGUGCACUGACGAACCCGAGGAGAAGCCAAAGAUCAAACCUGAGUUCAUCAAGCAUUUUCCAACUUCCGCCAUGACAAAUGGAAUCGAACAGUUCUAUGUGCGGUUGUGUGCGACAAUCUCCGGCUGUAUGUACAACAAACUCUCUAACAUUUCCCAAUUCAACAAUCUGGACCAGGGCUACAAUCUUUCUGACGUCGGACUGACCGAACCCCCGAAGGUUUUACUAUAUGAUAAUCAUGGUAUGUUCGAAGUAACUAACCCACCAUUCUCUGUGACUGUUGCUGGAAAGAAAAUGAUAUUGGCUUGGCGUGGGUCAACAACUGCCAUGGAUUGGGAUCGGGAUUUCGGAUUCUACGUUGCUUCUAGUUUUCGCUGGAAAAACGUGGCGGAUGUUGUCAGUGUGCAAGGCGCUUACUUGGCUUUGGUUGAAAGUUGUAUGUCCAAACACCAAGAUUUCAUCAUUGAGAAAAUCAAAGAACACGGAGUCACUGAAAUAAUGCUCACAGGGCAUUCGUUGGCCGGUAAGUUCAAUCAUACACCUUUCGCAUAGAUAGUCAUAGAUGGCAGGGCGGCAUUUUCSUUACCAAUGACMCUUUGCCUAAAAAGAAAUUUGUGACUAAAGUACUUCGCAUGCCUCUUGCUUCUUUAUGUAGGUGGUGUAGCGCAGGUAGCUCACUUGUGGUUCUCAGGAACGAUGGAUCCAGCCAUUUAUCCCGAACCAAACCCAUGGCGAGAAUUGAAAGAUGAGGUGGGCCUCACAGUUCGUACGAUGUCUUUCGAAGGCCCCAUGACAACCGUGUUUAUAAAAUCUGGUGAUGAAACACUAAACAAAAAGGGGAUCGAUUUCAUCAACAAGUGCAGUGCCAAUAUGUGCACUACUUGUUACCACAUGGACGCCGUGCCAAGAAUGUACGGGUACAACGAUUUUGGAUUGAAAGUACUAGAAAACUUUAAAGAUGAUAUUGGYAACAGUGAUGGAUGGAUCGAAGGCAGCAUUGAGAAAAAAAUUGUUGAGUAUCUUUGGCACAAAUUCAAGGCCUCUUCGAUUAAAAAGUCAAUCGAGCAAUCUCUCAAGGAUGAAGUAAAUGCCGCGUCGCAGUUCCAGMAUCUUGGUCAUGUUCUUUAUUACGAAUCGCAGGAGGCCSAGCCGAAAGUUUGCAUUGACGAUCCUAAUGGCAUUCUCACCACUUCUGACGGGAAAACUAGUACUCUCCCACAAUUCCGUGACAUCAAAUACGAGCCAGUAAACAAGGGCGUUUUGCAAGAAAUGUAUUACGAUCACAUGUAUAUCAUUUUUGGYCCUGGUCUUACUUUAAACUGGCAACCAUAUUUUGAGCAUWAGCUUAUUAUUCACUAAGUGAUGGCGCAAUUGAUCGUGCCCAUAAAGUCAGCUCGUUUCAUGUUUCUAAUCUUYMUCUACUWUCGAUGGCACAAUAAUUUCAACUCCGGAUU